Molecule: messenger RNA, 987 nt
Organism: Rhodotorula toruloides NP11
Lineage: Eukaryota; Fungi; Basidiomycota; Microbotryomycetes; Sporidiobolales; Sporidiobolaceae
Product: TRAF-like zinc finger
Exons: 4
Coding region: 1-987 (328 amino acids)
Molecular function (GO): zinc ion binding
Source: RefSeq, a predicted model, not a curated record
AUGGGCGUCGACAAGGAGCGCUUCACGACCCCGCUGCCGAGUCAUCUUCAUUGUGGAGUCUGCUUCGAGAUCUCCUACCCCGCCGUCAUCGUCUGCGCCCAAGAGCAUCACGUCUGCCAGCCUUGUUACACCAAGAUCGAAGAGUUGGCGUGCAAGGGCAAGUGCCCGCUCUGCCAGCAAGCGAUGAUCGAGCCUGUGCGGCCUUCGAUCCUGUUGCGGCGCGCUGUUGACGAGUACAGGGGUGUUGAGGCGUUCACUUGCCGGAACCAAGCCCGCGGCUGCUAUUGGACCGGUUCUGUUGCGGACGAACACAAUCAUGCUCUGCAGUGCGACUUCAGCUACAUCUCCUGCGCUUUCUGCAAAGCCGUCUGCAUCCGCCACAAGUUCUCCGAGCACCACAACGUCUGCCCCGAGGUCAUGAUGGUCUGCCCGCAAGGCGGUCGCCACUGUGGCGCGAUGCUGAACGGCGGGAUGCGGAAGAGGCGUGAGAUGCAAGCGCAUCUCGACAGCGAAUGCGGGAACUGGAAAUGCCGCGCUGUCGAAACUUGCGAGACUCGGACGAAGCGCGCGAAUCUCGCUCAGCAUGAGGCAGUUUGCGACGCGGGAGCUAAGCUUGUGAUUCGGCUCGAGAAGCGUCUUGUCGAGCAGCAGGCCGAGAUCAGUGCGCUCAAGAGUGUCCUUGCCCAGCACCAGGCCAAGGUCGGGGCUUUCGAACCGACGCAGCCUGCUUCCGCCGCAUCGACCAAAAAGGAGGAAUUUCUGUGCCGGUCUUUCUCUGCUGCGUUCGAGGAGUCGCUUGCUAAAAUAAAGGCAGCCAGCACGCGCAGCAAGGACUUGAACAAGCGCAAGGCCUCCUCGUCCGGCGAAUCGAGUUCCAACUCCGCCUCUUCCUCCGGCGGCAGUACCUCGGCAUCUUCCUCUCGCUCUAACAACUCUUCCUCCGCCACACCGGACGCCAAGAGGCUGCGACGCUCGAACAGCGGUUGA